AUGGAAGAGAUAAGUAAUUUUGAAAAAGAUAAAGGACAAAACCAACAAGAAAAUAUUUCAUCCAACAUUAUAAAAAGAACAAAAGUAAUAAAAAAUAGUAAACUGAUAAAAAUAACAUCAACUCCAACCCCAUCACCUCCACCGCCACCGCUACCAUCUAUUCCAUUAACAAAUAUAACAAGUGGCGAUAAUUUAGAUAUUAAUAAUAAUAAUAAUAAUAAUAAUAAUAAUAAUAAUAAUAAUAAUAAUAAUAAUAAUAAUAAAAAAAAUAAUAAUAAUAUUGAUAAUAAUAGUAACAUUACAAACGAUAACAAUAAUAAUAUUAUAAAUGAUGAGUCUAAUAAUGGUAACUCACCAACUUUACAAAAUAAUGAAUUAGAAACACCACCUAUUUACCAUAAAAAUGAAUUUUUUGUAAUCUCUGAUAUAGUUCCAAUUGAAACUUCAUCACCAUUACCUUCCCAAUCUUUUUCCACCGAUCAAAUAAAUACAUCAACAAAUACUAAUACUAAUAAUAAUAAUAAUAAUAAUAAUAAUAAUAAUAAUAAUAAUAAUAAUAAUAAUAAUAAUAAUAAUAUCCAAUUAUUAAAUAUACCAAAUACAUCAAAUAAUAAUAAUACAUAUACCAAUACUACCACUGAUAAUAAUAAUAAUAUAAAUAAGCGUAAUGGUGAUAAUAAUUCACCUGGUCAACUAAUUGAAAUACCAAUAUCACCAAUAAGUCUUAGAAAAGAGAGUGAUAAUGUACAAGAAGAUGAAUCAUCUUUAAUUCAAAAUAAAUCAGAAACAAAAGUAGGUGGUGCGGAUGGAAAUGCAUCGUCAUCAUCUUCAAUAUAUAAAAAGAAAGGAUCAGUAAUUAUUAAUCAUAUGGAUGAAUUACCAAGUGGAUCAGAAUUAAAAGAACAUUAUGUUUUAACAAAGAGUGGUGUUGUUAAUUUAAAAGAAGUGUCAUCAGGAAGUCCUCAUAGUUCACCAUUGUCAACUUCGAAACCAUUUAUUCCACCACCAACAACCCAACUAUUUCCAAAAGGUGUUGAUAGUGGUUUAACUAAAAAAGAAUUAAAAAAAGAGAAAAAGAUUGAAAGACAUAUCUUGGAAGCAAUUCAUGAUAUAAAUAAUAAUGAAAUUGCAGGUGAACUUACAACUACAACUACUACAACUACAACAACUCCAAUACCAUUAUCACCAAAUAUCAACUCAUCAACUACUUCACCAAAAGUUGGUAAAACUAAAUAUCAACAGCAUAAUCAUUCCCAUCAAAUCAAUCCAAAUAUUAGUAGUAAUAGUAUUGGUAAAACAAAGAAAAAGAAAAGAAAAAAUAAGAAAAAGAAACAUUUAGAACAUAAAAAGAACUCAUUGGGUGAAACUAUUUAUAAAGGUCAACAAAGUUGGUUACUAAUGCGUACCAUUCAAACUGGUAUAUUAAAUUGUAUUUCAAAGACAUCGCAUGGUAAUAUUAAAGAGGACUCUGAUGAAUUCUUUCAAUCACUUCAUUAUUGUUUACCAGUUAUAGAGGAGCAUCCAAAUAUGACCUUUAAAUUCAAAGAUUAUUGUCCUCAUGCAUUCUCAAGAUUACGUGAUCUAUUUAACAUUGAUCCAAUUAGUUAUGUUCAUUCAAUUUGUAAACCAUGGAAUGAAGUUGUUACACCUGGUAAAAGUGGUAGUAUCUUCUUUUUCACGCAUGACAAUCAAUAUGUAUUAAAAACCAUUCCAAAGAGGGAAGCAAAACUACUAAGAUCCCUACUACCAGAAUAUUAUGAACAUAUGAAAAGAAAUCCAAAUUCAUUACUCACCAAAUUCUUUGGACUUCAUCGUGUUAAACCUCAAAAUGGUAGACAAGUUAGAUUCUUGGUAAUGAAAAAUCUAUUUUGUACACCUAAAGAAAUUACCCAAAGAUUCGAUUUAAAAGGUUCAACAGUAGGUAGAGAAUUGUCAGCCGAAGAAUUAAAAAAAACUUGUCCAACCCUUAAAGAUUUAGACUUUAGAAGAAUUGGUAAAAAAAUACAUUUAGGUCCAGAUAGAAAAAGACUUUUCAUUCAUCAAUUAAGUGAAGAUUGUAAAUUCUUAGUAAAAUUAAAUAUAAUGGAUUAUAGUUUAUUAAUUGGUUUACACAAUAAAGAAGAUUUAAAAAGCAAUCAAUUAUUACCAAUACAACAAUCUGAUAAUAAUAAUAAUAAUAAUAAUAAUAAUAAUAAUAAUAAUAAUAAUAAUAAUAAUAAUAAUAAUAAUAAUAAUAAUAAUAAUAAUAAUAAUAAUAAUAAUCAUAAUAAUAAUAAUAAUAAUUGUAAUUAUAAUAAUAAUAAUAAUAAUAUUCCAAAUGAUCAAUUUGAAAGUGGUGAUAAUUAUUCAACAGGUGAUGAUAGUGAUACGGAAGAGUUUACAUCAGACGAUGAUCCAAAUAAUAGUAGAAACGAGUUGAGAGUUUCAAAGAAAAUUUCAUCAAUAAAGGAAACAAAAAAUUAUUUAAAUCAUUUUGGUACAAAUAAUCAUAUAGCUUCAACAACUACUACCACCACAACUACAACUACUAAUACUAAUAAUAAUCAACAACAACCACCACCUUUACAACAAUCAUCAUCACAAUAUAUGAAACCAGUUGACCAUCCUGUAUUACCACCAGUGUUACCAGAAUCACAAACAUCACCACAUCCAUAUAUUAAACCAAAGAUAUCAAUUUUUGAACAUGAUAAAGGUGGUAUGCAAGGUAUAAAUGAAAAAAGUGAAGCAAUGGGUGAAUAUUAUUUCAUGGGAAUUAUUGAUAUUUUAAUGUUAUACUCUUUUAGAAAACAAAUUGAACAUACAUAUAAAUCAAUAUUUAGUAAAGUAGGGUUUUAA
Molecule: messenger RNA, 2835 nt
Organism: Dictyostelium discoideum AX4
Lineage: Eukaryota; Evosea; Eumycetozoa; Dictyosteliales; Dictyosteliaceae
Exons: 1
Coding region: 1-2835 (944 amino acids)
Biological process (GO): phosphatidylinositol metabolic process
Molecular function (GO): kinase activity; phosphatidylinositol kinase activity; transferase activity
Source: RefSeq, a predicted model, not a curated record